Terrapene triunguis (Three-toed box turtle) is the source of this 3150-nucleotide messenger RNA. Its product is annotated as neuroblast differentiation-associated protein AHNAK-like. Gene Ontology annotation, cellular component: nucleus; cytoplasm; costamere. The record is from RefSeq and is a predicted model, not a curated record. The transcript has a single exon. NCBI's taxonomy places the organism in Eukaryota, Metazoa, Chordata, Testudines, Emydidae. Gene Ontology annotation, biological process: regulation of RNA splicing. The annotation marks the transcript as partial.
GUGGAUGUUGCUGUUCCGAAGAUACAAGGUGAUUUGAAAGGUCCUGAAUUUGAUCUUAAAGGCCCCAAAGUUGACCUUGAUGCACCAGAUGUGGAUAUUCACGGCCCAGAGGGUAAACUCAAAAUGCCUAAACUGAAAAUGCCUAAAUUUGGUAUACCUGGCUUGAAAGGGGAGGGACCAGAUGUCGAUAUAGCACUUCCAAAGGGAGAGGUGGAUAUUUCUGAUCCCAAGAUAGACAUAGAUGCUCCAGGUUUGAACAUUGAAGGGCCUGAAGGACACCUGAAAGGUCCCAAAUUUAAGAUGCCUGAAAUGCACAUCAAGACACCAAAAAUCUCCAUGCCAGACAUCGACUUGAAUCUGAAAGGCCCUAAGCUGAAGGGAGAUGUAGAUGUUUCUGUUCCAAAGCUGGAAGGGGAAUUGAAAGCUCCUGGAAUUGACAUUAAAGGCCCCAAAGUGGAUAUUGAUGCACCAAAUGUGGAUAUUCACGGCCCAGACGGUAAACUGAAAAUGCCUAAACUGAAAAUGCCUAAAUUUGGUGUACCUGGGCUGAAAGGGGAGGGACCAGACAUGGAUAUAACAUUUCCAAAAGGGGAUGUGGGUAUUUCUGGUCCCAAAGUGGACAUUGAUAUCCCAAGUUUAGACAUUGAAGGGCCAGAAGGUAAAGUGAAAGGUCCAAAGUUUAAACUGCCUGAGCUAAAUAUUCAGACACCCAAAGUCUCCAUGCCAGAUGUGGACCUAGGUUUGAAGGCACCUAAACUGAAAGGAGAUGUGGAUAUCUCUGUUCCAAAGAUGGAAGGUGAUUUGAAAGGACCCAGCAUUGACGUUAAGGGGCCCCAAAUUGAUAUUGAAGGUCCCCAAAUGGAUAUUGAUGUGCCUGAUAUGGACUUGGAAUGUCCAGAAGGCAAACUGAAAGGCCCCAAAUUUAGGAUGCCUAAAAUGAAUAUCAAGGCCCCUAAAAUCUCCAUGCCAGAUGUUGAUCUGAAUCUAAAGGCACCUAAACUGAAAGGAGAGAUGGAUGUUUCUGUUCCAAAGAUGGGAGGUGAUUUUAAAGGACCCAGCAUUGACAUUAAAGGUCCCAAAGUUGACGCUGAUGUUGACCUUGAAUGUCCAGAAGCCAAAUUGAAAAUGCCAAAAAUGAAAUUUCCAAAGUUCGGCAUGCCUGGAUUCAAAGGAGAGGGCCCUGACAUGGAUGUGAAACUCCCUAAGGGACAGGUGGAUAUUUGCGGUCCCAAAGUGGAUAUUGAUGCUCCAGGUUUGGACAUUGAGGGACCGGAAGGAAAAAUAAAAGGUCCCAAAUUUAAGAUGCCUGAAAUGCAUAUCAAGACCCCUAAAAUCUCCAUGCCAGACAUUGACCUAAAUUUGAAAGGUCCCAAACUAAAAGGAGACGUGGAUGUUUCUAUUCCAAAGCUAGAAGGUGAUUUGAAAGGUCCUGAUGUUGACAUCAAUGCCCCCUCAAUAGAUAUUAAUGCACCAGAUAUUGAGCUGCAGGGUUCAGGUGGAAAACUGAAAAUGCCCAAAAUGAAGAUGCCUCAAUUUAAUGUGUCAGGCCCUAAACUUGAAGGACCUGAUAUAGAUGUAAAUGUGCCAAAGGGAGAGGUUGAUAUUUCAGCUCCCAAAGUAGAUAUAGAGGCUCCAGAGCUGGACAUUGAAGGCCCAGAAGGCAAAUGGAAAGGACCUAAAUUUAAAAUGCCUAAACUGAAUAUUAAAGCACCUAAAAUCUCCAUGCCAGAUGUAGACCUGAAUCUCAAGGCACCGAAAAUGAAGGGGGAGAUGGAUGUUACUGUUCCAAAGAUAGAAGGUGAUUUGACAGGACCUGAAAUUGAUAUUAAAGGGCCAAAAUUAAACAUUGAGGCACCUGAUGUGGAUCUUGAGUGUCCUGAAGGAAAACUGAAAGGGCCCAAAUUCUCAAUGCCUUCUUGGAAAAUGUCACCAUCAAAAAUAUCCAUGCCAGAUGUGGACUUAAAUUUGAAAGGGCCCAAACUGAAGGGAGACUUGGAUGUUUCUGUCCCAAAGAUAGAAGGUGACUUGAAGGGACCUGAGAUUGACAUCAAAGGCCCCAAACUGGACAUUGAUGCACCUGACAUCGGCAUUGAUGGGCCAGAAGGAAAAAUGAAAGGUCCCAAAUUUAAAAUGCCUGAAAUGCACAUCAAGGCCCCAAAAAUCUCUGUUCCUGAUGUAGACCUGAAUUUAAAAGCCCCUAAAAUAAAAGGGGAAGUUGAUAUCUCAGCUCCUAAACUUGAAGGAAAUUUGAAAGGUCCUGAUUUUGAUUUCAAAGGCCCCAAGGUUGAUAUUGAUGCACCAGAUGCGGAUAUUCAUGGCCCAGAUGGUAAAUUCAGAAUGCCCAAAUUCAAAAUGCCCAAAUUCAGCAUGCCUGGGUUCAAAGGAGAGGGACCAGAGGUGGAUGUGAAUCUUCCAAAAGGGGAGAUGGAUAUUUCUGGUCCUAAGAUAGACAUUGAUGCUCCAGAGUUGGAUAUUGAAGGUCCUGAAGGAAGGCUGAAAGGUCCUAAAUUUAAGAUGCCUGAAAUGCACAUCAAAGCGCCUAAAAUCUCCAUGCCAGACAUUGAUUUGAAUGUGAAAGGUCCUAAAUUGAAGGGGGAUGUGGAUGUUUCUGUUCCAAAGCUAGAAGGUGACUUGGAGGGGCCUGAAUUUCAUCUCCAAGGCCCCAAAGUUGACAUUGAUGCACCAGAUGUGGAUAUUCACGGCCCAGAGGGUAAACUCAAAAUGCCUAAAUUCAAAAUGCCCAAAUUUGGCAUACCUGGGUUCAAAGGGGAAGGCCCUGAUGUGGAUGUAAAACUUCCAAAGGGGGACGUGGAUAUUUCUGGGCCCAAGGUAGACAUGGAUGCCCCAGAUUUGAACAUUGAAGGUCCAGAGGGAAAGCUGAAAGGUCCCAAAUUUAAGAUGCCUGAAAUGCACGUCAAGGCACCUAAAAUCUCCAUGCCAGAUUUUGAUUUGAACCUGAAAGGACCUAAAAUGAGGGGGGAUGUGGAUGUUUCUGUACCAAAGCUAGAAGGGGAUUUUAAAGGGCCCGAGUUUGAUAUCAAAGGUCCCAAAGUGGACAUUGAUACUCCAGAUCUUGAUAUUGAAGGUCCUGAAGGAAAAUGGAAGAGCCCCAAAUUUAAGAUGCCUGAAAUGCACAUCAAGGCACCUAAA